AUGUCCGGUCAUAAUCACAUCCGCAUCGACUACGAAGGCAACUUUGCCAUCAUUACGCUGAACAAUCCGAACAAGUUCAACUCCCUGACACAGAGCUUGUUCUCUCGCCUAGCGAGUCUACUCAGGGAGGUAGAUGCAAACAAGGAUGUCUACGUCACUCUUCUGAUUGGAGAGGGACCCUUUUUUUCCGCUGGUGCCGAUCUCAAAGACAGCCCUCCAUCCAUGGAAGAGAUCGUGUCCCGUCCUUAUUGGCUUCCUAAGCUCGUCAAUAAUAACUUGGAUGUUGCGAGAGCAUUCUACAGUCACUCUAAAAUCCUGGUGACUGCUCUGAACGGACCUGUGAUCGGACUUUCAGCCGCGCUCAUCUCCCACUCAGACUUUAUCUACGCGGUGCCUGAUGCUUACCUUUUGACGCCCUUUUCUUCACUGGGCUUAGUCGCUGAAGGCGGUGCGAGUGUUGCGUUCGUCCACAGGAUGGGACCCGGCAAGGCCAAUGAAGCAUUGAUCUUGGGCCGAAAGAUCCCGGUCAGCGAGCUUGUCCAGGUUGGUUUUGUUAACCGCGUCUUCGAGGACAAGAACAACUUCCGGACGCAGGUGUUGGAGUACAUGCGCCAAACCUUUAGUUCCCACCUUGUCGGCUCGAGUUUGCUGGGAACCAAGGCACUGAUGCGUCGCCGGGUCGUGCGUGAGCAGGACGAGAUGGCUCCCCUAGAGACGUUCCAGGGCCUUGAGCGUUUCUGCGCAGGCAUUCCACAGGAGGAAAUGGGCAAAGUUAUGUCGGGAACUAAGAAACACCGACUUUGA
Molecule: messenger RNA, 804 nt
Organism: Fusarium fujikuroi IMI 58289
Lineage: Eukaryota; Fungi; Ascomycota; Sordariomycetes; Hypocreales; Nectriaceae
Product: related to delta3-cis-delta2-trans-enoyl-CoA isomerase
Exons: 2
Coding region: 1-804 (267 amino acids)
Biological process (GO): fatty acid beta-oxidation
Cellular component (GO): peroxisomal matrix
Source: RefSeq, a predicted model, not a curated record